Molecule: messenger RNA, 1741 nt
Organism: Tribolium madens (black flour beetle)
Lineage: Eukaryota; Metazoa; Arthropoda; Insecta; Coleoptera; Tenebrionidae
Gene: qsm
Exons: 6
Coding region: 170-1366 (398 amino acids)
Source: RefSeq, a predicted model, not a curated record
CCUGCUAAACACACUCAGUCAGUUUGAUCUCAGUCACUUAAGCCAAGCAACCCACUCGCACCGUGCCAAAGAAAUGACACAAACAUUGUGACCAUUUCACUUUCAAAUAGUUUCUUAAACCACUCGGAGUGAUUCUUUCUCAAAAUAUUGUGAUCAAACGGAAACCACAAUGUUAGUGAAAGUGUUGCCGUUUUUCACCUUCUUCUUGGCGAUUUGUUCGGCGAAAGUGACUCCAAAAGUAAAAUGCACUCCCGAGCUGAUGAGGGUGGAGAUUCCCAUUUCGUCGUCAACGAAGCGCGUCUACCUGGGCAGUUUACGGGACUACCCCGACCCCGCCUGCAGGCCCUACACGGACCCCUCGGGAACUCUGGCGGUGUUGGAGCUCAACCUGACUGAUGUUUAUCGAUGUGCCGUCACCAGAGUCGUCAACAAGCAGACGGGCAAGCAAAUUUAUUACCAAACAUUAGUGAUAGAAUCCUUGGAAAAUGUGGAAGGAGUGUCGAAAGAGAUCCAGGAAACCCUCCACGUAAAGUGUUCCUUAUUUUCCUCAAGGAAUCAUUCGAUAACCCGACGAGACGUGCUACCUGCGGGAUUCCAAGAAGCCGAGGACGCCGACUUACAAUUUAUGAAUAUAUCCGAAUCUCGAGCUCCCGACCCGAUCUUGGGAGUGGGAGUGCGCCAAGCCGGGAAAUUGGUUACAGGAGAAUUGAACGUUUCUCCGGGAACUCCUCUCCAAAUGGAGAUUUUCCUGGAUAAAGCCUCUGCACCUAUUUAUGGUCUCUUAGUCACACAUAUGCAAGUCACCGACACGAAUGUCCAAGAAGAAACAAUUAUCUACAAUGGGUGUUCCGUCGAUCCGUAUUUAUUCGAAAACUUCAACACAGUGGACGGUGACUUUCUAGCCGCCAAAUUUCGAGCUUUCAAAUUUCCCGAAUCGACUUAUGUCCAGUUUAAAGGAACGGUCAACGUCUGUCUCGACAAGUGCAAAGGGGUGGAGUGCAGCGACGGCCAAAUCGGCUACGGGAGAAAGAGACGAGCCAUUUCCUCAAAUCCCAGCAGUCCUAACGGCUUAUUCGAAAUAACCAUCACGUCGUUCAUAAAAGUCGAUUAUGAAGAGGGAUCAGAAAACUUGAAAGACCUAAUCGAAAACCAGACAGUGAUGUACAAUAACAAGAUGCUGAUAGUUGGCAAUCAAAUGACGGAUAAUCGGAGGUUUUAUAAAACCGUCGAUGACAACAACUUAAAAAGCUUAGAGAGCAAAGAAGAGCGCUCUUAUACUUCCAUUGUGGCCGAGAAUUCCUCGUCGGCGCGCAAUUUCGAUCUAGCUCUAAUUUCGCUUUUAGUUUUAUUCAGAUUGUUCUUGUAAAUAGGUGCAGAAACGAAUUGGAAUAAUUGCGAUGUAAAUAUGUCUGUGAUAAAAACAUUCUUCAUAUAGGAUCAUCUGCACAGUGAUUGUCAGCGAAAUUACGAGAGGAUUUGUAAAAAUGCAAUACUAAUUUAAUUACUGCCAGCUUAAUUUAAUUAACAUGACGGCCAUUAAUUUUAUCAAGACGAAAUCAACGAUUCGUGAGAAAGUUGCAUGUAAUUAUAUUUUCGAACAUAAAAUUUAUUACGUGCAAAUACCGAGAAUUUUUAAUGAACCAGCUUCUAAAAUAUUGAGUCUUAACUGUAAUAACAACUAUUUUUAAAUUAAUAUUAAUUAUUUAACUAGUCUGUAUUUUGAAUAAAUUCUCUAAUUUUA